This is a messenger RNA of Syngnathus acus (greater pipefish), 2488 nucleotides long. RefSeq names its product casein kinase 2, alpha prime polypeptide b (gene csnk2a2b). Lineage: Eukaryota; Metazoa; Chordata; Actinopteri; Syngnathiformes; Syngnathidae. The coding region runs from base 841 to 1890 and encodes 349 amino acids. The transcript is spliced from 12 exons. Gene Ontology annotation, biological process: protein phosphorylation; regulation of chromosome separation. Gene Ontology annotation, molecular function: protein serine/threonine kinase activity; ATP binding. The record is from RefSeq and is a predicted model, not a curated record. Gene Ontology annotation, cellular component: nucleus; cytosol; protein kinase CK2 complex.
CCGGGUGGCGCUAGCGUCUCUUCAUUCUCGCUCCGCUCCCCUUUCCUGUGCUGUCGACCGGGGAGGACCGUGGCCACUGAAGACACCCACAGUUCGUCGGCCGCCGUCUUGUCCUGGGGGGGUCUCUCGAAGCGCUCAUUCCCCGCACAGCCGGUCGCUGAUGACGCGGGAUCCGCUGCAGGUGGUGCACGGCGGCGAGCGCUCCUCGUCUGUGCGACAUCUCCGCGCUCAAGUAGCAUCGCUCGCUAACGUUAGCUUACAACAUCGAUCUCCGAUACUCCACCCCCUCGCUCCCUCCCGGAGCUCGACCCCACUACUGAUCAACAUCGCCAAUCAACAUUUGAUUGAUAGCUAAGAGUGGACCACCGAGGGGUUACUGCCCUCCAUUUGGCACAGGAAACGUAUCGCUUUACCCCCUAACGUUUUAUAUUCAGGGCCCGUGGCUCCAAAGUAGCCCCUCACUUUUAACCAAGCGGUGUUGAAAUUACUGACACCAAUCCUCGGUGGCCACUUUUGGAGCCGCUGUCUUUUCUACCUCAUCACCCCGAUGCCUCCUCGCUCCUCUCCGGAAUCUCGACUUCCUCUCUUAGCCCCAUCGGGAACGUUGUAUCUGACAAUCCGGUGAAGGAGAACUGCAGGGCGGGCAUUUGAGCUCCUCUCCGCCCGCUCCCCUUUUAUCGUCACUUGCUGCAGACGGAAGCUAGCUGGCCCGUUCGUCCACCUAUCACCCACCUACGAGCUUCGAUCCUGAUCUUGGUCUACAACCGGAACCCACACAACAUUGUCCGUGACCAAUCUCCCGUCCCGUGACCGCCCCGCUUCCGAGCCACGGGUCUCGCCAUGCCGGGUCCGGUGGCCGGUAGCAAGUCCCGUGUGUACGUCGAUGUCAACACACUGAAGAGCCGGGAUUACUGGGACUACGAGGCCCACGUACCCAACUGGAACAACCAAGAGGACUACCAGCUGGUACGUAAACUGGGCAGAGGGAAGUAUAGUGAAGUGUUCGAGGCCAUAAACAUCACCAACAACGAGAAGGUGGUGGUCAAGAUUCUGAAGCCAGUUAAGAAAAAGAAGAUCAAGCGUGAGAUCAAGAUCUUGGAGAAUCUGAGAGGUGGGACCAACAUCAUCCGUCUGGUGGACACAGUCAAAGACCCCGUGUCCAGAACUCCAGCACUUGUCUUUGAAUGCAUCAAUAACACAGACUUCAAGGAGUUAUACCAGAAGUUGACUGACUAUGAUAUCCGUUUUUAUAUGUAUGAACUACUGAAGGCCCUGGACUACUGUCACAGCAUGGGAAUCAUGCACCGAGAUGUCAAACCCCACAAUGUGAUGAUCGACCACCAGUUGAGAAAGCUACGCCUUAUAGAUUGGGGUUUGGCAGAGUUCUAUCACCCUUCCCAGGAGUACAAUGUCAGAGUGGCAUCCCGAUAUUUUAAAGGCCCAGAGCUCCUGGUGGAUUAUCAGAUGUAUGAUUACAGUCUAGACAUGUGGAGCUUGGGCUGUAUGCUUGCCAGCAUGAUCUUCCAGAAAGAGCCCUUCUUCCACGGGCAGGACAAUUAUGACCAGCUGGUGCGAAUUGCCAAGGUUUUGGGGACAGAUGAGCUGUUCGGCUACCUGCGUAAAUACCACAUCGAACUGGAUCCACGCUUCAAAGAUCUGCUUGGACAACAGAGCAGGAAGCGCUGGGAGCAGUUUGUGCAAACCGAAAACCAGCACCUAGUGAGUCCUGAGGCUUUGGACCUUCUGGACAAGCUGCUACGCUACGACCACCAACAGAGAUUGACAGCCACAGAGGCCAUGGAGCAUCCCUACUUCUACCCAGUUGUCAAGGAGCAGUCUCUGUCCAACUCUGACAACAUGGUUUCCAGUGGCAACACCACGGCGCGAUGAAACAAAGAGAGUCGAAAGAAGAAGGAUGUUUGUUACCUCAACUUUGUCCGCGGUUGUGACAGUAACUUUGACAAGUGUACAGUGACAAUGGAUCAAAGUGACUGACCAGUUACACUCUCGCAGAUAUGUGCAAACAGACACGCACACAUACACACAUGCAAGCAGGUAUACAUACACCCUCCUCCUCUGUAUCAGUCUGUGAUUGGCCUGUUCUGGUGUCCUGUCCAGCAGUCUGACCAAUGAGCUUGAAGCUGCUCACCACCUGACCCCCUCCCAUGUCAGUCUCUUGUACAAGGACAAUACUUUUAAAGAUUCCCUCUCCAUGUCUCCAUCCUUCCUUUAUGUCGUCCCACCUCUUUGUUUGCAUCAGCAUGGAAGAUGGACAGGAGUGUGACCCCCGUACAAGCCACCACCACUCCCUCUCCCCAAGACCCCGUUCAUCCAUGCACCCAUCUCUCUGUCCGCCCUCCUUGCCAUCUUUUACCCUGACAGACAAAUGUCUUAGCACUACUCCAGUUCUGAAGGUGGCAUGGUGGACUCUCUCUAGCUAGAAUGAUAAUAAUAUUAAUGAAAAAUAAAUGAUUUUUAUUUAGAUGAA